Messenger RNA from Medioppia subpectinata, 370 nucleotides. The record is from the annotation of a GenBank genome assembly. NCBI's taxonomy places the organism in Eukaryota, Metazoa, Arthropoda, Arachnida, Sarcoptiformes, Oppiidae.
AAAGAACUUCCAGUUUGUAAUGCUUGUGAUGAGUCUGUUUGGAACAGUACUCGCGUGGGUCUACCCGUGGAUCAAUUGUUUCGCACUCAUGGGUUUAGGAGUUCCGGCCUUUGUCUUCCUUGCGCUCGAACUCAAAGCGUGUCGUAACGCGAGAGUCAAACGGUUAGGUAUGCGGUGUUUCUUGUGUUGGAUCUUCGCUUUGUUCAGUUGGAUAUUCGACCGAAUGUUUUGCGACAUUUGGUCGGCCAUUAACUUUCCAUACCUUCACGGCUUAUGGCAUAUAUUGAUAGCGAUUACUUCGUAUACGGUUUGCGUGUUAUUCGCGUAUUUCGACGCAAUCAAUGAACACGAAGAAAAACAGCCAACAAUC